This is a messenger RNA of Gigantopelta aegis, 3311 nucleotides long. RefSeq names its product proline-rich receptor-like protein kinase PERK2. The record is from RefSeq and is a predicted model, not a curated record. The coding region runs from base 1178 to 1570 and encodes 130 amino acids. Lineage: Eukaryota; Metazoa; Mollusca; Gastropoda; Neomphalida; Peltospiridae. The transcript has 9 exons.
AGCAAUAUCUCCUAGGAGAAUGUCGCAGGAAAUAUUGCAAAUUAUAGUGCCAGCAAUAUCUCCUACAAAAGCCUUUAAUGGAUGAUAAUAUAAUAUAUUUGGUUUUUAUGUUUUCCUUGUUGACUUUCAGGUGAUGAUUUCUGAAUUUCGAGAAAAUGAAGUCUUAUGUUGGCUUGACCUGAACGAGACUGGAAUUUGCCCUUCCCUGUUACUAAUUCACCUAGAAUAUAACUACAUAAAUCUUCACAUGGAAGCACUAUUCGAUGCAAUUACAUUGAACGACAUCAUAGAAAACCAUACAAUCCCUGAACCAUAUCGUCGGCCAUUUUGUCUGUAUAUUUACAAAGGAUUGUUGAGUGCAGUUAAAACAAUGCACGAUGAAAACUGGACUCACAGAGAUCUUCACGCUGGAAACGUGAUGAUACAGAAAAACACAAGUUCAGGCAAACUAGAUAUAAAGUUUUUAGAUUUUGGAACAGCAAAACAAAUUUACGAUGAAAAAGAGGGUGUCGAUUAUACUGGCAGAGACGACGACAUUCUACAGAUAGUUCGACUUUUCAGCGCAUUGUAUACAGGACAGCUAUUUGAAAGCGCUUUCGAUCUGAAGGAAAACUACAAAUCCGAGUUAGAUGAGGCGGCCAAGAGUCUAAACUUUUCAUAUGAUGAACUAGCUGAACUCUUCCAACUGGUGGAGUUAGCAUUAACUUGGCAAGAGGAACACAGCAGAGUUGUUACACAAAUACAGAUGAUAGUCCGACAGUGGUGACAAUUGAGCAUCUCAUUUCAGUGAUAGAGAAGAAACUCAAAUCAGAGGAUAUUGACAAAAUGUUUAAAGAGGUGACAGCCAUUUUGUUCCCAGAAAGUGAAUAUCAUAAUCUCCACACAAACAGUGAUUUAGGGUCAACGGGUUCUGCUUUGCCGCCCAACGCCGCCACCUCAGGGACUGUGAAGAGGACCGAAGAGGCACCUGCCCCAACAGAACCGACCACACCCACGACGGAACCAGACGACUUAGACACAGCCCCACCGGCUCCACCGGCCCCACCGGCCCCACCGGCCAACUCGUCUACAUGUCCAGCCCGGAAGGCAGCUGUUCACAAUCAGAAGGCAACCGCCCCCCCCGGGCGGCCAACCAGUCAAACCAAGCCGACCGUCUUCACAACCGCUGAAACCAGACAUGCAGCAAGAUGAAGACCGGUCACUGCAGGCCGGCCGACAACGCCAGCGCUUUGUUGGUUUACCAGAGAAUAGGCCUAUUGAUGAAUUGAGUAAAAAGCCGACAGCCAUUUUCUUCCCGGGUUCUGCUUUGCCGCCCAACGCCACCACCCCAGGGACUGUGAAGAGGAUCAAAGAGGCACCGGCCCCACCGGCGACACCCGUCAAGCCGCCGGCCCGGAAGGCAACCGCCCUCCCCCCGGGCGGCCAACCAGUGAAGCCAAGCCAACCGUCUUCACAACCGCCGAAACCAGACAUGAAGCAAGCUGAAGUAGGGUCACUGCAGGCCGGCCGACCAGACCAGCGCUUUGUUGGUUUACCAGAGAGUGACCCAUAUGCAGAUGAGAUUGAAUGAGCCUAUAUGGAGAAGAUGAUUUUGAGAUCUUGGAUGAUAUUGAUUAGUACAAGCCAGAGAACACUGGCACUACUUAUUACAAUGACAACGAUAACGCUAUGUGACUGUCUGUAGAUCACCUGAAGAGUUUGAGCUCUAAUGACAUUUGUAUAAAGACAAUUGUAGAAGACGAUUAUCCCGGCUGGGAUUUUGACAUAGCACGUAGAAAGUUUAUUGAUGCUUAUGCUUACUUUGAUGAUGCUUCUUUGAUUGAUAUUAUGUCUUGUUGUAAUUUUACUUACUUCACCGGUGAAGAUUUUAAAUGUCUUGCAAGAUUCUAUUUGGUUUUUUAUGUGUUUUGAGUUUGGUGUGGCAGUUUAGCAUGCUAUAUUGUCAGAAGUAGCUCUGACAGAAUCUUACUUUUUUUGCAUGUGACACAGAACAGAACAUUGCUCAAUACUUCAAAUCGUUCCAGCCAUGAUUCGAAGGAAUCUUUGUCCUCAUAUACUGUACAUCUCUCUCUAUAUGUCCUCCUCAAAUGUUUCAGCUGAUUCUAGGUGGUUCGUUCCAACCAUGAUUUGAAGGAAUCUUUGUCCCCAUAUACUGUACAUCUCUCUAUAUAUGUCCUCAAAUGUUUCAGCUGAUUCUAGGUGGUUCGUUCCAGCCAUGAUUUGAAGGAAUCUUGAUCCCCAUAUACUGUACAUCUCUCUAUAUAUGUCCUCAAAUGUUUCAGCUGAUUCUAGGUGCUUCGUUCCAGCCAUGAUUUGAAGGAAUCUUGAUCCCCAUAUACUGUACAUCUCUCUCUAUAUGUCCGCAAAUGUUUCAGCUGAUUCUAGGUGGUUCGUUCCAGCCAUGAUUUGAAGGAAUCUUGAUCCCCAUAUACUGUACAUCUCUCUCUAUAUGUCCGCAAAUGUUUCAGCUGAUUCUAGGUGGUUUGUUCCAGCCAUGAUUUGAAGGAAUCUUGAUCCCCAUAUACUGUACAUCUCUCUCUCUAUAUAUAUCCUCCUCAAAUGUUUCAGCUGAUUAUAGGUGGUACUUAGGACACGCACACACAAAAAAAGAUAAUGGCUUGUUGCAAAUGGUAAAAUUGUAUUCUGUCAGGUCUUCUAGAAUGUUUUAUAAAAUCCACUAGCCAUGGUGUCAGUUAUUUAUAAAAUGUUCUAGCCACAAUUAAACAUUCACUAGCCCUACUGUACUUUACGUUAAUACAAUUUUACUAAUAAUAGUAAAAAUCAAAAUAUGUCACCUAAAGAGAGAGAGAUAGAGAUAGCUUAAAAACACUAACAUUAGGGGUGGGGACAGGAUACUCAUAGUUACAAAAUAGACAACUGCAAUAUUUGACUAAAAACAAUUCACUAGCCGUCGGGCAUGGCAAUAGUAGUUAUUUAUUAGCCCAAUAUUGAAUAUCACUAGCCAUGGGAGUGGGGCUACCGUAAUCUAGAAGGCGUGUCUGUAUGAGGAAAAUUGUCGUGCUCUUCAUGUCUACCGGUUCAGCCGGUGGAGACUAGAUUUAAUUUCCAUUCUUCUUUCUGUCCGUCUGCCUUUAUGUCCAUUUGUCUGUCCCACAUAUAGUUUUCCCGGUGUUUUUCACAAUGCCUCAAGAUAUUUAGCUGACAUUUUGCAUAUAGCUUUAACGUGUACCGUUACAGAUCAAGUUUAACUUUCAUGACGAUUUAUCCAGUUAUGUCCCUUGAACUUAGGAGAUAUAAAAAUAUGUUUUCCGGACUCUCUUUUUUUCUUUUCUUUUUUAAAUAAUGCAUCA